Molecule: messenger RNA, 996 nt
Organism: Mucor mucedo
Lineage: Eukaryota; Fungi; Mucoromycota; Mucoromycetes; Mucorales; Mucoraceae
Product: thiamine diphosphate-binding protein
Exons: 2
Coding region: 1-996 (331 amino acids)
Biological process (GO): branched-chain amino acid catabolic process
Molecular function (GO): oxidoreductase activity, acting on the aldehyde or oxo group of donors, disulfide as acceptor
Source: RefSeq, a predicted model, not a curated record
AUGGAUGGUAUCUUGUACGAUGCACAACGUCAGGGACGCAUCAGUUUCUACAUGACUCAUUAUGGAGAAGAAGCCAUGAUUGGUAGUGCUGCUGCAUUAACGCCCCAAGAUGUUAUCUUUGGUCAAUACAGAGAAGCUUUUAUGCUGGUGUAUCGUGGUUUUAGUAUAGAUGAAUUUGUGAACCAAUGUUUCUCUAAUGAAUUGGAUUAUGGUAAAGGACGACAAAUGCCAGUCCAUUAUGGGUCCAAAAAGCUCAACUUCCAAACAAUUUCCUCUCCAUUGGGUACUCAAAUUCCUCAGGCGUCUGGAGCAGCAUAUGCACUUAAACUCUCGGGAGCAGAUGCUUGUAGUCUUUGUUUCUUUGGUGAAGGAGCUGCAUCGGAAGGAGAUUUCCAUGCAGGAUUAAAUAUGGCUGCUACGUUAAAGAGUCCAGUGAUCUUCUUUUGUAGAAACAAUGGGUUUGCAAUUUCUACACCCUCUUCAGAGCAAUAUAAAGGAGAUGGUAUUGCCAGUCGUGGUAUUGGUUAUGGUAUUGAUACAAUCCGAGUAGAUGGUAAUGAUAUUUGGGCCAUCUACAAUGCCACAAAAGCAGCCAGAGAGAUGGCCAUCAAGGAACAAAAGCCUGUGUUGAUUGAAGCUAUGACGUAUCGUAUUGGACAUCAUAGUACAUCGGAUGAUUCGACUAAAUACCGCGACCGAAAGGAAGUGGAAGAACGAGCCCAAUUUGACAAUCCUGUGACUCGACUCCGACGUUACUUGGAGAACAAGAAUUGGUGGAGUCAAGAACAAGAAGAUGCCUAUCGAAAGAAGGUUAAGAAGGAGAUCCUGACUAGUUUUACAGCUGCUGAGAAGCGCAAGAAGCCAGCAAUUAAACAUUUAUUUACAGAUGUCUAUGAUGAAUUAACACCUAAUUUGAUUAGACAACAGAAUGAAUUGCUUGAACUUGUAAAGAAAUACCCAGAAUAUUAUAACACGGAUGAGUUUGCCUCUUCUUAA